CAGCAGCAUCUCGAUCUUCCCUUGCAUUGAAAACAUACUUUUAGGUCAACCCUAAAAAAAGUGAGAGUGUUCCAAAUAAAAGACAUAGUUCCAGUUACUUGAGACAUAGUGCCCUCCCUGUUGCUCUAACGCCAAACGUCCAGUGCGCCCUUUACACACACUGACAAAGGAAAGAUUAUCAACGAAGCUUAAUUGAACGAAGCACGCUUGCCGGGGUCUGUUUGGUCUUGUAUUCACGUACACAGCCCACUAGCUAUCUUGCUCUUGGCAGGGACCGAUAAACCGUUCGCUGGCGUGGAGUCAAUCAAACACUUCGCACACUUCCCGGCAGACAGGCCUCGCAGCCAAAGUCCUCCACAUUCCUGUGUAAACAUUCGCGCGAACCGUUCACGCCGCACCGCGCUCUGCUUAUCAGUCCAAACGCCGGAAAGAUUGUGCCGUCCGUGAAUUGCGAAAACAGAUGUUGAGCACAGUGGCGUCCUGAGCGUGUCGAAGUGUAGAGUGUUGAGUGGUUCGGGCUUACCACACAGUCGAUUCGGAAUCACCACAGUGCCAUUACAACAGGCGCAGAAGCGACGUAAACCCCAGCAGUGGUGCACUUCUCACAGUAUGAACUGGUGAUUUCGCGACAACAACGCGCCUCGUAGAAUAGCAACGAAAAUCUCCACCAUAAUGGGUACCGAUACAACCAUUGCGAUCGAGCGCACUAAGACGCCUUCGACUCCUCCAACGACACUCGAGUUCCAGGACAUCUGCUACCAGGUGCGCCAUAAGGAUGGACAGAACAAGCAACUGCUGAAUAGUGUGUCCGGCGCGUUCCAUUCUGGAAGGCUUGCCGGUAUACUCGGUCCUUCUGGGGCCGGAAAGUCUACUCUUCUUAACAUUUUGAGUGGAUUCAAAACAAAUAACGUCUCCGGCAACAUACUCAUCAACGGUACACCGAUCGAUCGCCGGAAAUAUCGUCGCGAGGUUUCGUACACACCGCAGGACAUAUGCCUGCUCGGUAACAUAACCGUCACGGAAAGUUUGGAGUUUGCAGCCGACCUGAAACUCUCACCCACCACCACGAUUGCCCAAAAAUCGGCGAUGGUAGUGGACGUCCUGAAGCUGCUCGGUCUCUCCAAAUGUGCCCACAACCCGGUAGCAAACAUAUCCGGCGGUGAAAAGAAGCGUCUCUCGAUCGGGCUAGAACUGAUCUCCAACCCAUCGAUCAUGUUCUUCGACGAGCCAACGAGCGGGCUGGACAUUAUAGCGGCGAUGCAGGUCGUUGCCCAUCUUAAAGAUCUGGCCGCCAGUGGACGCUGUGUGAUCUGCGUCAUCCACCAGCCCAGCUCGAGCAUUCUGCAGAUGUUUGACGAUCUGUUCGUCCUGUCCGAGGGACACUGUCUGUACCGGGGCCCGCUGGAUGGGCUUGUCGACACGUUUAAGGCGUGCGGGUUCGAGUGUCCCAACUAUUACAACCGCGCAGACUUUGCACUGGAAAUUGCAAGCCUCAAGCACGAGGGGAACUUGCUGCAGCUAAGAGAGCGUGCCAAGCAGCAGGCGAUCGAAGCGGUCGGCGAGAAAGUUGUCCCAAAUGAUGGACCGAACUGUGGCGAGAAAGAUGCCAUGUUGAUGCCACCGGGAGUUGUUGGAGAUCAGGAGAAUAGCACAAGCUCAGCUUCAGACCGUCAAUAUCUAACUUCUGAAUGGGGGCAGUUUGUCACGCUGACUCGUCGUACAAUGCUGUGCACAUUUCGUGAUCUUCAACUAACGAAGAUGCGGCUGCUGGCCCAUUUGUUUGUGGGAUUGUUGAUCGCGGUCGUGUUUUACGACGUCGGUAACGAUGGAUCGAAGAUGCUGAGCAAUGCGUCUUGCUUGUUCUUUUUCCUCAUUUUUGUAUUCUUCGCCAACUCGAUGCCUUUAGUAAUGACGUUCCCUCUGGAGACGUCUGUGUUUGUUCGGGAGAGAAUGAACAACUGGUACUCACUUAAGGCCUAUUACUUCUCCAAGCUAGUGGCGGACUUUCCAUUUCUGAUACUGGGUCCAUCCGUAUUCCUUGCCGGUGCUUACUACCUAACCUCCCAACCAAUGGAGCUCGAUCGCAUCUUAAUGCUGUGGAGUAUCUGUAUCUUCACCAGCUGGAUCGCCCAGAUGACGGGACUGCUGGCGGGCAGUGUGCUACCACUCGAGCUGAGCGUCUUCUGCGUCCCCUGUUCCGUCAUUCCGAUGCUAAUCUUUUGCGGGUUUUUUGUUCGCUUCCGUGAGAUGUUUGACUUUCUCAUUCCGUUCACGUACGUUGCCUACUUCCGGUACAGCUUCGAGGGAGCGAUGCAAGCGAUCUACGGGUUCGAUCGUGCGAAUCUACCCUGCUCGGGUGAUUUCUGCUACUUUAGCAAGGUGCCCAAGUUUCUGGACAGCUUCGACAUGCUGGAAAACACGUUCGUGAUGGACGUUUGCGGGCUGCUCGGGUGGAUCUUUGUGCUGCACGUGGGACUGUACGCGAGUCUCGCGUGGAGACUGAAGCGAACUCGAUGA
This is a messenger RNA of Anopheles arabiensis, 2517 nucleotides long. RefSeq names its product ATP-binding cassette sub-family G member 4-like. Bases 673 to 2517 code for a protein of 614 amino acids. The transcript is spliced from 5 exons. Gene Ontology annotation, cellular component: plasma membrane. Lineage: Eukaryota; Metazoa; Arthropoda; Insecta; Diptera; Culicidae. Gene Ontology annotation, molecular function: ABC-type transporter activity; ATP binding; ATP hydrolysis activity. The record is from RefSeq and is a predicted model, not a curated record.